AGUUAGAAAAUGGAGAUACCCAUACUCUACUAACACUGAUAAAAAUUGAUCACAGGAGUUUCAAGUACAUUAUGGCUUUCUAUUGCGUUUCAUCGUAAAUAGAUGAGAAGUAAUAUUGAGGAGUGAAGUGAAAAUCACAGAGAUAGUGUGUUCGAGUAUUAAAAUCAAAGCGUGAGAAGGACAAGAUGGAAAACAGUGAGGAACAGAAGUACGGAGUUCGGAAAUUAGAGAUCUCAGACAAGAGCAAAGGCUUCAUCGAGUUGCUGCAGCAACUCAGCGUUUGCGAUUCCGUCUCUGACAGAGAUUUCGAGGAUCGAUUUCGAGAGCUCAGCGCCGUCGGAGAUGACCACGUCAUCGGCGUGAUUGAAGACGAGGCUUCUGGAAAGAUCAUUGCGACGGGGAGCGUGUUUAUUGAGAAGAAAUUUUUGAGAAAUUGCGGCAAAGUUGGGCACAUUGAGGACGUUGUUGUGGAUUCCAGCGCACGUGGGAAGCAUUUGGGAAAGAAAAUCAUCAGCUUCCUGACAGAGCAUGCGCGUUCCAUGGGAUGCUAUAAGGUCAUUCUUGAUUGCAGCCUCGAGAAUAAGGCGUUCUACGAGAAAUGUGGCUUCUACCAUAAAUCUCUUCAGAUGGCUAUGUAUUUUGCUCACCACUAGUUUGGUAUGCAAAUUUAUUUCUCAUAUGAUUCCCUACUCUGUUUAUUACAUUCGUCUUUGUUGUUUUUCGACUUUAAACAUGUGUUCUGUUUUUGGAGUUAAUUUUUUCAACUUUUGUAAGUACUUCCUUAUAGGUCAUAAUGUAGAUGGCACAGUGCAUGGUUCAUUUUUUCAUUUACAAGGUUUUAGAAUUUGAAUUAAAAAUUUCGUCCUCUCC
Vigna unguiculata (cowpea) is the source of this 870-nucleotide messenger RNA. Its product is annotated as glucosamine 6-phosphate N-acetyltransferase-like. Lineage: Eukaryota; Viridiplantae; Streptophyta; Magnoliopsida; Fabales; Fabaceae. Gene Ontology annotation, molecular function: glucosamine 6-phosphate N-acetyltransferase activity. The record is from RefSeq and is a predicted model, not a curated record.